AUUGUUGUGCAGUCCACGAUGUUACUUGCUCGCACUGCGCUGCUCCUCCUGGCUACCGUCACCGCCACGGCGAACGCCCAGAACACCAAACAGGGGCUGCUUGAUUUCUACGCGACGCAGACCAAUCUGGAGGACAAGGCGAACCUCUUCGCCGCGCAGAACUACGGCAAAUACGCGCAGCCGAACCUCACCCAGCUUCAAAACAUCGCCAACCACAUCAAGAACUGCAGCGACGCGCUCGACCUUGCCACAAUCUCCGUCACGGGGCUCAUCCCCCGCGGCCUCAACUUCCCGCUCAUCGACGCCCCGGCGCAGGACACGAUCAACAAGCGCUUCAUCCCGCCGACCCAGAAAACAAUCACCGGCCACCUCCGCAAGCUGCUGAAAUACACACCGUUCUACGACGACGUCCAGGCCAGCCCCGCACUGAAGAUCAAGAUCUGCCACUGGGUCGGUGGCCUGGCGUACCAGAACGUCAUAUUCCUGGGGCUCAUGGGGCAGGCCGCUCCGAUCUAUACGGACGCUUGGACACAGUUGCAGACGGAGGCUGCGAGUGUUUACAGCGAGUUCUUGGGCGAUAUCGAUGGGUUCGCAUGCGAUGGGCUAAAGGAGGAACUUGAAAUAUUGUCCCUCGCGCUCCUGGAGCUCGAAGAUCGUGCUGCUCCAUCUGCCCCUGAUUCGUACAUGCGGUAUCUUCCAAUCAGUCUGCGUGGUGUGGCUUCCAAUCACUCUCCAAUUCCGGCUUCACUCUGUUUGUCUGCUGUUGCGUAA
Molecule: messenger RNA, 771 nt
Organism: Mycena citricolor
Lineage: Eukaryota; Fungi; Basidiomycota; Agaricomycetes; Agaricales; Mycenaceae
Source: the annotation of a GenBank genome assembly